CGGCCCCGCCAUGGGAGCCGGGCACGGAGCGAGGCUCACCGCCCCGAGCCGCCGGCGGGGCUGAGCGCGGCGCCAGCGCAGGUACUGUGGAUCUAUGAAGCGCUUCCCUCCGAUGUGAAUGCAGUGUCCCCUGUGGGAUGCAGUAGGUGAUGCCCAGCUCUACUGCAAUGGCAAUUGGAGCUCUCUCKAGUUCUCUCCUUGUAACCUGCUGCCUCAUGGUUGCCCUCUGUAGCUCCACCGUACCCGUUCAAAAACUGGCCAAGGCUCAAGACAAACAGGAGAUAAAGGCCAGCCAGGAAAAGAGGGAUCACACGUCUGCAAGGGACAGCCAGACAGGUCCGGGGAAAAUGAAUGAGAUCGGCAGGAGCGGGAGGGAGGAGGGUAGCAGGGACUGGAAAAGCAAAGGGAGCAGGAACUACUCGAACAAGGAGUCCUGGACUAARCAAAAGCAGGCUUGGAACAGCCAGGGGACAGGCAGUAAAUCUGGGAGCAUCCAAAUGCAAGAGCAAAGGGAUGCUGCUCCCGAGGAACCUCAGGUGGCCGAAGAUUCAUCUCUCGCAGCAUCUGUUGCGAGCGUCACUCCCGAGCCUCCGGAGGAGUACGCCUAUCCGGACUACCGGGGCAAAGGCUGCGUGGACGAGAGCGGCUUCGUGUACGCCAUCGGGGAGAAGUUUGCGCCGGGCCCCUCUGCCUGCCCGUGCCUCUGCACUGAGGAGGGCCCGCUAUGUAUCCAGCCCGAGUGCCCCAGGCUCCACCCUCGCUGCAUCCAUGUGGACACCACGCAGUGCUGCCCGCAGUGCAAGGAGAGGAAGAACUACUGCGAGUUCCGAGGGAAAACCUACCAGACCCUAGAGGAGUUCAUGGUUUCUCCGUGUGAAAGGUGUCGCUGCGAGGCCAAUGGUGAAGUGCUGUGCACGGUGUCAGCCUGUCCCCAGACCGAGUGCGUGGAUCCCGUGUAUGAGCCCGACCAGUGCUGUCCCAUCUGCAAAAAUGGCCCGAACUGCUUUGCAGAAACCCUUGUCAUUCCAGCGGGACGGGAGGUGAAAACUGAYGAAUGCACUAUAUGUCACUGCACUUACGAAGAGGGCACGUGGAGGAUUGAACGGCAAGCCAUGUGCACUAGACAUGAAUGCAAGCAAAUAUAGGAAAUCUACAAAUCUACGGACUUUUCGUGGUUUUUAUAAAAUAUCCCACAGCAGAGAGCACCYGAGAUGACCCAGGGAAAUCUGAAUGAGAAGAUACUGGCAAGGAGCAAAGAAUAAAAAAACUGAUAUUUUGUUUUUCAGAGUAAUAUAAUACUGCAAGGCAAAGAAGUGCAUAUAUUUAAAACAUUUGGACAUAAGAAUACCUGUCUUAAAUGUGUUAUUUUCACAGUGAGUACACUAAAAUACACUAUAAAAUAUUCUAUGUAUUUCUAUGAUACCAUUAUAGAGCUUAAAAAUAAAUGUUUUAUAUAGACAAUACAGAUUAAAGUACUGUAUCAUUGCCUCUCCUCUUGUAUACAAGCGCCAUGGCUAAAACAUUACGUUUCUGUUUGAGUUUCAUUAUAUAAGGGUUUUUCUGUGGGUUUUUUUGGGUUUGUUUUGUGUUCGGGCUUUUUUUGCUGUUGCUCACUUUGAGUUUAUUGGGGCAGGCAAGAGAUAGCAUAUGACAAAACUUUGACAUUCCCAAUUUUGGAAAAAAGAGGAUAGAACAUGCUUUCAGAGAACAUGUGUGCAUUUAUGAAAAUAAAU
Messenger RNA from Malurus melanocephalus (red-backed fairy wren), 1733 nucleotides. It is a transcript of the gene VWC2, whose product is annotated as von Willebrand factor C domain containing 2. The transcript has 4 exons. Gene Ontology annotation, molecular function: protein binding. Gene Ontology annotation, biological process: negative regulation of BMP signaling pathway. Lineage: Eukaryota; Metazoa; Chordata; Aves; Passeriformes; Maluridae. The record is from RefSeq and is a predicted model, not a curated record. Gene Ontology annotation, cellular component: AMPA glutamate receptor complex. Bases 150 to 1145 code for a protein of 331 amino acids.